GAAACAUAACAUUAGCUGCGAGAAAUCAAAAUAGCAGUGGAAGGCAUGGAGAACGGACCAAAGAGGCGCAGAAGGGAACUGGAGCCCACAGUUCUUCACAAGGUCGGAGAUGUAAUCUCCGCCAUUAACGAAGCCAAACACGUCGACCAACUCAUUUGUGCUCUUCACUCCCUUGCUGUCCGCCUAUUCCCUCUCGACUCAUCUGCUUUCUCAGGUAGCAUCGAUGAGCAGUACAGAGAUCAAGUCCUUAGGACUGAGGUCCCUUCUUCAGAUGAGAGGAGUGAUUGGUGGUGGGUGUUCUACCAAGGAACUGCAUUUCCAACUUUGGCGAGGGUUUUGUUGUAUGAGGUUGCUUCCAACUGGCUAGCUUGUUUUCCUAUUUCUGCACAAAAACAUGUCUAUGAUGUUUUCUUUGUCGAAGGACUUGCCACUGAGGUUGUUCAGACUCUAGUGCCUUGUCUACAGCAUAAUGGAAGGGAUAGUCUUCGUGUCAACACUGUAUGCUCAAAUGCUGAAAGAUUACUUGUCCUUUGCUUGUUUGAAAAUGAUGGAAUACUCCAGAUGGCUAGAGAAUUUGGCAGUUCUUUUCAAUCGGAAGAUUCUAUUAGUGAAAGAAUGAAGCCAGCUGUAUCUAGGGUGGCACAGCUCAUGGUGUCUAUACCUGACAAAGCGCCAUUAGGAGCCCCAACUUCACUUUCAUCACAUUUCUUCUUCAAGCAGAUUGCCAUUCAACUUCUUGCUGGAGUUGAAGAAAAGAGUAUGAAACUACAUGAUGAAGCAGCUAGCUUGGAUAAAAAUGACAUGGAUGGUACCUUCCUAUUUGUUGGAGAAACAUUUGCUCGCAUUUGUCGGCGUGGGUCUGUAGAUGUGCUAUUAGGAGAGGUCAUCCCACGGAUUCUCGCACAUAUAAGGAGCUUCUUGCAGUCAAAUACUGAUUUAAUUGAUGCAGAUGUAUUUGAGACAAAUCCUGGUUUUCUAUUUUGGUCAAAGAUGAUGGAAGCAAUUAAAGAUCCAUAUGCUGUGGAAAGAAUGUCUGAACAGAUUCUGCAUUAUCUGGCAACUGAACAAGCAAGUGAUACUGAAGCUUACUGGACUCUGUGGAUGUUGUUUCAUCAAAUUUUUUAUCGUCAAAAGUCAGUGAGGUCUAUGUUUAUUGACAAAUUUUUACUCUGGAAAGUAUUUCCUCUUUGUUGCUUGAGAUGGAUCCUUCAAUUUGCCGUUCUUGAAUGCCCACCUGGAGCCAAUUCACUAACAAAGGGCCACAAUACCCAUGGUCUUAUAGACACAGUGCAACACUUGGUAGCAGUGUGGUCCAAACAGGAGUUUGUGCAGUCAGCCCCAAUAGAGCAGCAAACUUAUAUAACCGCAGCUGUAGGAAUUUCUCUAGAGAAGAUGUCAAAAGAAGAACUAGAUGCAACGAAAGAAGUGAUGCAUUCAAUCCUUCGAGGAGUUAGCUGUAGGCUGGAGAGCCCUGACCAUCUGGUUCGGAGAAUGGCUAGCAGUGUCGCAUUAGUAUUUUCUAAAGUGGUUGACCCAAAAAAUCCUUUGCACCUGGAUGAUAGCUGCAGUGGGGAGACUAUUGACUGGGAAUUUGGAUUAGUUACCCCAGAUAAAGGGAUUCAAGUUGCCUCAUCUUCCACGGAAAAGGGUAUAAAAGAAAUAGAAAAUUCUACUGCUUCAGUUGCAGGAAAGGAAUUGGACUCUGCAGUUGACGGUGGAGCGGGCAAUAAUUUGAAGGAUAGAGACAAGAAAUUAUCUAAAUUUAGGUUAGUUGAUCCAGAUGAGAUUAUUGAUCCAGCAAUGUUAAAUGAUGAAUCCACUUCUGGUGGCAGUGAUGAUGAUAAUGCAAGUGACAAUUCUGAAAGCUCAAAUGACUCAUCUUUACAGCCAUAUGACUUGUCAGAUGAUGACACAGAUUUGAAAAAAAAAAUCACGCAGGUGGUUGACGUUGUUGGAGCAUUACGGAAAUCUGACGAUGCAGAUGGUGUUGAAAGGGCUCUUGAUGUUGCCGAAAAUCUUGUUCGUGCCUCGCCAGAUGAGCUUCGGCAUUUGACAGGCGACCUUGUCAGAACACUUGUACAGGUUCGUUGUUCUGAUUUGACCAUAGAAGGGGAGGAAGAAUCAGCUGAAGAAAAGAGGCAAAAAGCACUGGUUGCUUUGCUCGUCACCUGUCCAUUCGAGUCUCUUGAUGCUCUCCAUAAAUUAUUAUAUUCACCCAAUGUGGAUGUCAGUCAACGCAUACUUAUACUUGACAUCAUGACAGAUGCUGCACAGGAACUCGCUGAUACUAGAACCAUGAAACCGAAACGUCAGCCUGGAGCCCUCAUAUCAACCAUUUCGGAGACUCAACCAUGGUUCCUGCCCUCUAGCAUAGGGCCUCCCGGAGCUGGUUCAUGGAAAGAGAUGUCAGGAACAGGAUCUUUGUUGAAUUUAUCAUAUAGCUAUGAGAGGGAACUUCCCCCAAAACCCAAUCAGGUAAAAAGAGGAAAGACUCGCCGAUGGAGCCUCAGAUUGAAAAAUAUGCCAGAAAGCCAGACAGAAUGGUCUCAGAACAAGUUUCCUUUGUAUGCAGCAGCAUUUAUGCUUCCAGCCAUGCAGGGGUUUGAUAAGAGAAGGCAUGGUGUUGACUUGCUUGCUAGGGACUUUAUUGUCCUGGGAAAACUGAUAUAUAUGCUUGGUGUAUGCAUGAAAUGUGCAAGUAUGCAUCCCGAAGCGUCGGCUUUGGCUUCACCACUUCUGGAUAUGCUAAGCUCCAGGGAGGUAUGCUAUCACAAAGAAGCUUAUGUCAGGAGAGCUGUCCUUUUUGCAGCUUCAUGCGUGUUGAUGGCACUUCAUCCCUCUUAUGUAGCAUCUGCCUUGGUGGAAGGAAAUCCUGAGCUUUCUAAAGGGCUUGAAUGGGUUCGCACAUGGGCUCUUAAUGUAGCUGAUACAGAUACUGAUAAAGACUGCUAUACUAUGGCUAUGGCAUGUCUCCAACUCCAUGCGGAGAUGGCUCUCCAAUCUUCCCGAGCACUAGAGACAUCAGAAAGCACAUUCAAGACAAAGAGCAUCGGUCUGUCUUCUAAUAUGUUGAAGGGGGAAAUUAAAAUUCCCCACCCAAGUGUACAAUACUAAAUUGAAUGAUCUUGUUUCUGUAAGCCAUUUUGGUAUUGUUUUAUGCCGUAAGACUUUUUUUACCAGUUUGAUUGUGUAUCUACAAAUCCGGGUUAGCUCAUACAAGAAUGGCAUUUUUACAUGAAAGAAUGGAAGCUACAUUGAGUUUGCUUUCAAGGUGAGAAAGGAGAAAAUGCUGUGUAAAGCUUGUAAUAAAUAAAUAUAAACCUUAUACCUUUUCUUCUAUGAAAAAAA
This is a messenger RNA of Vitis riparia (riverbank grape), 3348 nucleotides long. Its product is annotated as telomere length regulation protein TEL2 homolog. Gene Ontology annotation, biological process: telomere maintenance via telomerase; protein stabilization. The transcript has 13 exons. Gene Ontology annotation, molecular function: telomeric repeat DNA binding; Hsp90 protein binding. The record is from RefSeq and is a predicted model, not a curated record. The coding region runs from base 46 to 3114 and encodes 1022 amino acids. Lineage: Eukaryota; Viridiplantae; Streptophyta; Magnoliopsida; Vitales; Vitaceae. Gene Ontology annotation, cellular component: cytosol.